AUGGGCAUUAGGAACCCCAGUCGACCUGGGUUUGAACUAGUCAUUGUUUGGAGGAUACAAAUAGAUGAGCAAGGGAAGGUUUUGCCGAAGCUGGAUCUUCUCACCAAAGUGCCGCUGCAAGCCCUGGAACUGGACAAGAACAGAGUCAUAGAAACUGCUCCUCUCAGCUUCCGAACCCUACUGGGCGUGCUGGGCAUUGAAGCCACUCUAGAAAGCCUGAUUAAAUCACUUUGCACAGAGGAAAGCAGCUAA
This is a messenger RNA of Rangifer tarandus platyrhynchus (Svalbard reindeer), 252 nucleotides long. The record is from the annotation of a GenBank genome assembly. Lineage: Eukaryota; Metazoa; Chordata; Mammalia; Artiodactyla; Cervidae.